Molecule: messenger RNA, 252 nt
Organism: Cooperia oncophora
Lineage: Eukaryota; Metazoa; Nematoda; Chromadorea; Rhabditida; Trichostrongylidae
Source: the annotation of a GenBank genome assembly
AUGGCAAAUUUGAUUGCGGCACUCAUCUAUGUCUACAUGCAGUUCUUCCCCACGCCGUCAUAUUUCGUUUUGAUUGGUCACAUUUGCUGGCAGCUUGGACAUGGGUUUCCUGCAAUCGUUUACUUGCUACUCAACCGCACAAUUCAACGAGAGGCACUGACAACACUGGGGCUUCGCAAACGUCCUAACGCCGUGGUGCCCAAUAUUAGCCCUGUUCGAAAGGCAAUGAUGAAUUCGGAUUCACAAUACUAG